AUGUCGACGUCUAUAAAGCAAAACGUGGAAGCAUGUUCUCAAAGUUAUAACUUUAGUAAUAUACCGAAAUUAAACAUUGCAACGAAUCAAAAUAACAAUUCUAAUUGGAAGAAAUGGUGGCAAUAUUUCGAGCUUUUUCUUCUUGCUACGGGUUUGGAAGAAGCACCUGAGAAAAGGAAAAUAGCAAUUAUGUUACACACAAUUGGAGAAAAAGGUAUAGAAAUUUAUAAUUCUUUCAAUAUAGACAUAAACAAAAUUACUUUAAAAGAUAUAAAAACUAAAUUCGACAACUAUUUUGAGCCUCAGAAGAACUUAACUAUUAUCAGACAUUCCUUUUUUACGAGAAUGCAGAAACCCGAAGAGGGAAUCGACGCAUUUCUUACGGACUUACAAAAUAUUGGAAAUAAAUGUGAAUUUGGUACACUGAAAGAAUCACUAAUUAAAGAUAUUUUUAUAGCUAAUAUGAGUUCUAGAUUAACACAUGUUCGACAAAGAUUAUUGCAAGAGACUGACUUAAAACUUGAAAAAGCUAUAUCUAUUGCCAAAACUGUCAUUAUGGCACAACAAAAUGCACAAACAAUGGAAAAUUCUCAACAUUCUGAUACUGUUUUACACAUAUCACAGUCAUAUACAAAGUCACAGUCAAACAAACAGUCUACGAGUAAAAACAGAAUUAACUCAAAUAAAAAUUUUACUAGUCGACGUAGUCAAAGUCCGGUACCAAAGACAGGUAACAACAAGAAAUGUACUCAUUGUGGUCAACAUUAUCACCGUUUCAAAUGUCCUGCGUCAGGAGUAAGGUGUAAAAUAUGUCACAAGAUUGGACAUUUUGCAAAAUAUUGUUUUUCCAAUAGAUCUAACAUUAGAUCUUUAGAAUCGUCUUAUCCAGUCCAAGAUGCCGAAGAGGUAUCAAACAAUGAUCCAGAACAAUUUUUCAUCGGUAUGGUGAAGAGUGUCAACAACAAUAAGUCAUGGAUGUCUACCACCUGUCUGUCACCUCAAGUUGCAGCAGAAUGCAAUUCCAUGUGU
Messenger RNA from Brenthis ino (lesser marbled fritillary), 1029 nucleotides. NCBI's taxonomy places the organism in Eukaryota, Metazoa, Arthropoda, Insecta, Lepidoptera, Nymphalidae. The record is from the annotation of a GenBank genome assembly.